Molecule: messenger RNA, 2548 nt
Organism: Orycteropus afer afer
Lineage: Eukaryota; Metazoa; Chordata; Mammalia; Tubulidentata; Orycteropodidae
Gene: ILDR2
Product: immunoglobulin like domain containing receptor 2
Biological process (GO): pancreas development
Cellular component (GO): membrane
Source: RefSeq, a predicted model, not a curated record
CCGUUUCCCACUUUCCUCACUCCUUGAGCUAGAUGAGAAGUUGGGGAAAAUGGACAGGGUCAUCUUGGGGUUGAUAGCUCUCUUCUGGCUAACAGCCAUGACUGAAGGCCUUCAGGUCACAGUUCCUGAAAAGAAGAAAGUAGCCAUGCUUUUCCAGCCCACUGUGCUUCGCUGCCACUUCUCCACAUCCUCCCAUCAGCCUGCAGUCGUGCAGUGGAAGUUCAAGUCCUACUGCCAGGAUCGCAUGGGAGAAUCCUUGGGCAUGGCCUCUCCCCGGGCCCAGUCUCUCAGCAAGAGAAACCUGGAAUGGGAUCCCUACUUGGAUUGUUUAGACAGCAGGCGGACUGUUCGAGUGGUGGCUUCAAAACAGGGCUCUACCGUCACCCUGGGAGAUUUCUACAGGGGCAGAGAGAUCACUAUUGUUCAUGAUGCAGAUCUUCAAAUUGGAAAACUCCUGUGGGGAGACAGUGGGCUCUAUUACUGCAUUAUCACCACCCCUGAUGAUCUGGAGGGCAAAAAUGAGGACUCGGUGGAAUUGCUGGUGUUGGGCAGGACAGGGCUGCUUGCUGAUCUCUUGCCCAGUUUUGCUGUGGAGAUUAUGCCAGAGUGGGUGUUUGUUGGUCUGGUGAUCCUGGGAGUCUUCCUCUUCUUCGUCCUGGUGGGGAUCUGCUGGUGCCAGUGCUGCCCUCACAGCUGCUGCUGUUACAUCCGCUGCCCGUGUUGCCCGGAUUCUUGCUGCUGCCCUCAGGCCUUGUAUGAAGCAGGGAAAGCCGCAAAGGCCGGGUACCCUCCCUCUGUCUCCGGUGUCCCUGGCCCUUACUCCAUCCCCUCUGUCCCUUUGGGAGGAGGCCCCUCAUCUGGCAUGCUGAUGGACAAGCCGCAUCCACCUCCUCUGGCACCAAGUGACUCCACUGGAGGAAGCCACAGUGUUCGCAAAGGCUACCGGAUCCAAGCAGACAAAGAGAGAGAUUCCAUGAAAGUCCUGUACUAUGUCGAGAAGGAGCUGGCUCAGUUCGAUCCAGCCAGAAGGAUGAGAGGCAGAUAUAACAACACCAUCUCGGAACUCAGCUCCCUGCAUGAAGACGACAGCAAUUUCCGGCAGUCUUACCAUCAGAUGCGAAGCAAGCAGCUCCCUGUAUCUGGGGACUUGGAGAGUAAUCCUGACUACUGGUCAGGUGUCAUGGGAGGCAGCAGUGGGACAAGCCGGGGGCCCUCAGCCAUGGAAUACAACAAAGAAGAUCGAGAGAGCAUCAGGCACAGCCAGCAGCGCUCCAAAUCUGAGAUGUUGUCCCGGAAGAACUUCGCCACAGGGGUCCCGGCCGUGUCCAUGGAUGAGCUGGCAGCUUUCGCAGACUCUUACGGCCAGCGGCCCCGCAGGCCCGACAGCAACAGCCACGAAGCCCGGGGCGGGAGCCGCUUCGAACGGUCUGAGUCCCGGGCUCACGGGGGCUUCUACCAAGACGGCUCCCUGGAGGAAUACUACGGCAAGAAGAGCCGCAGCCGCGAACCCCUGACCGACGCGGACCGCGGUUGGUCCUACAGCCCCCCGCGCCGGCGGCCGACCGAGGACUUGCCGCGCCUGGUGAGCCGCACGCCGAGCGUGGCGCCCAAGUACGACCACUCGUACCUGAGCAGCGUGCUGGAGCGCAAGCCUCGCGCAGAGGGCCCCAGCCGCGGGGGAAGCCUCGAGACGCCGUCUAAGCUGAGCACGCAGCUCAGCCAGCGCAGCGCCUCCUACUAUGCCUGGUCGCCGCCGUCCACCUACAAGGCUGCAGGAGCAACGCAGGGCGACGAGGAGGACGACGCGCUCGACGAUGCGCUACCGCCCUACAGCGAGCGCGAGCUGAGCCGGGGCCCGUCGUACCGCAGCCGCGACCUGCCCUACCACAGCAACUCGGAGAAAAGGAGGAAAAAGGAGCCCUCCAAGAAAACUAGUGACUUUCCAACCAGGAUGUCCCUUGUGGUCUGAUGUUUGUUUUCAAGACAUCUCUCUGGAUGACUAGAAAUCAGAAGACGACUACAGGGACAAGACACAAAUCCAAGAGCCAGCAGGCCUGGGACCGUCUCUGGCCACAACUGGAAGAUUUACUGAUCAUCUGCUUUGGCAAGGGAUGGGUGGCAGCCUUUAAGGCUGAUUCCAAACUUCAGUGUCCAUCAAACUAGAUUGGGAAAUUUAUCAAGAAAACAUUCUAAGUGUGAGAAUAUUCCCACAUACAGAGUUUCUCACCCACUGAGUUUAUCCUGCCCAAUCUCUGUCCUUAGCUGAACCAGAACUCCUUUUUCUGUUCCAAAAAGGAGUUAGCUCUGGGCUGCCAAUUUGGACUGCCUAUGGCUGCAGUAUGCUUUUCCAUACCUCCUAUGCUGUGCUUAGAGACAGAAGAAUUUAUUGCUACUAUUAGAAGAAGACCUUCUGCUAAUAAUAGAGGAUAGCUUCAAGGCAAAAUAUAUCUUUUAUCCUCAUCACUUCCCAGUCAAUGACUGUUGUUACACUAAAAUCAGAAGGCUGUUGUUGUGACAGUGAUCUCCUGGACAAUCACAGAAAUGACUU